Messenger RNA from Cornus florida, 857 nucleotides. RefSeq names its product mediator of RNA polymerase II transcription subunit 11. Gene Ontology annotation, biological process: regulation of transcription by RNA polymerase II. Gene Ontology annotation, molecular function: transcription coregulator activity. The record is from RefSeq and is a predicted model, not a curated record. Lineage: Eukaryota; Viridiplantae; Streptophyta; Magnoliopsida; Cornales; Cornaceae. The transcript has 2 exons. Gene Ontology annotation, cellular component: mediator complex. The coding region runs from base 60 to 503 and encodes 147 amino acids.
CCAGAGUAACAAUCGCUAAUAUCGAUCUUCUCUGCCUCGUGAACUCUCUAAUCAACUCUAUGGAUUCACAGAGCCCGAACACUUCUCUGCAACGACUCCAAAAUGUUGAGAAGGUACUUAAUAUCUUCUCUUUUUUUCUUCUUUUUAUAAUUAAAUAUUUCAAAAAUAAUUAUUUAUUUAUGUUUUAUAUUAUUUUGGGGUUGUACCAGAGGAUCGUUAGGGUUUUGGAACUGGCCGGAGGAGUAAUGGAUGAACUGUCAAACCCUAGCGGUCCCAGGAAGGAACUGGUUAACAACCAAUGCGGAGAGUUCAUGCAGUUGAUCAAGGACAUUCAAGUGACGCUGCGGGAAGAAAUCAAAAGUGCAUGUGAGUACCGUCCUUUUGAGAAGUGUGACUACAUUUCAAGAAUAUCUAAUGAGAUCUGUUGCAAGAAACUGGAAUACGUCAUCGGGCAGUUGGAUGGAAUGAAACAAACAAUUGAUGAAUAUCAUGAUGCAGUUUGAAGGCUUUCCUGGCUGGUCAGAGUUGUUAAAUUAAUUUCUCCAUUGGAUCCUCUGUUCACGAGAUUGACAGUACAAUAGUUUUCAUAAUCAUUUGUUGUGUCAAUUCUGCAGGGUUAGAAGAGCGGGAAACAAAUUGAAUUCUCUAAGAAUAUGUAGAUGUUACCUUCAAUUUUAUCUUAUUUUGCCAAAGACAUAUAUGUAUCAUAUAAUGUUUGUAGACUAUUCUGCUUUAUAGGAUGAAACUGGUAUAUGCUUAAGAGUUAUAUCUUUUCAACUUCAAACACUGAAAUGACUGAUUGAGUCUGUUUUUGCUCAUUAUUAGAGAUUUAUAUCAUCUAUCAUCUUCUGAUUUAA